Messenger RNA from Mycosarcoma maydis (corn smut), 1311 nucleotides. Its product is annotated as putative alpha-1,2-mannosyltransferase. Gene Ontology annotation, cellular component: Golgi apparatus; membrane. Gene Ontology annotation, molecular function: alpha-1,2-mannosyltransferase activity. The record is from RefSeq and is a predicted model, not a curated record. The transcript has a single exon. Bases 1 to 1311 code for a protein of 436 amino acids. Lineage: Eukaryota; Fungi; Basidiomycota; Ustilaginomycetes; Ustilaginales. Gene Ontology annotation, biological process: protein N-linked glycosylation; cell wall mannoprotein biosynthetic process.
AUGGCUUCUGGAUUCCUCGACGCCCUUUUGCGUCGCCCGCAGAGGCUGAUUCUGCUCGUCACCCUCUUCCUUUUCGUCCUCGUCUUUUCGACCUACGUCUCCUUCUCUGCAAAUGGCGUUCAAAAUUUCCGCGAUCGCUUGAACUCGCUUCCUGCCUUCGCCAGCCCAUGGCAGGCUUCCAGCAAAGGCACACCGUCUUUCCCGGCACCGAGUUCGGUCGCUGAUAUGUACACUCACAACCCUGGUACGCCUUCCUCGAUUGACGAGUUGUCGAAAUGGGCGCAGAAGGGAGACGACGGCAACCUGUAUCCUCCUACAUUUAUCCCACAGAUGGCUAACCAAGGUCCACGCGCCAAAGCUGGCUUUAUCGUCCUCGUUCGAAACGCCGAACUCUUAGGCAUGCGCGAAUCUAUGCGAGACGUUGAAGAAAAGUUCAAUCGCAAGUAUGGCUACCCUUGGAUCUUUCUCAACAACGAGCCCUUCACCGAAGAAUUCAAGCGAGGUGUUCGCCAGAUGACCCGCAGCGAAUGUCGAUUCGGCUUGAUCCUCAAGGAGCACUGGGGCUAUCCCGACUGGAUCAGCCAGGAGAAGGCCGCAGAGACUCGCGUCAAGAUGAAAGAUGUCAUCUACGGCUCAUCGGAAAGCUACCGCCACAUGUGCCGAUACCAGUCUGGAUUCUUCUUCCGCCACAACCUCACGCUCGAUCUGGACUACUAUUGGCGUGUCGAGCCAGGUAUCAAGCUCUAUUGCGAUCUCGACUACGAUCCUUUCGUCUUUAUGCAGAUGAACAACAAGACUUAUGGCUUCACCAUGGCGCUCUACGAGUACAAAGAGACUGUGCCGACAUUGUGGUCCGAGACGCAGAAGUUCUUCGCCCAGCAUCCCGAGCACCUCGCCAAGGAUCCAAGUUAUCACUUCUUGGGCGACCACCCGGAGCAAGGCAUUCAAGAUACAUGGGUCGGCGCCCACUAUUGGUCCAACUUUGAAAUCGGCGACCUUCGUUUCUGGCGAUCCAAGACGUACCUCGACUAUUUUGAAUGGCUCGACAAAGCAGGAGGAUUCUUCUACGAGCGAUGGGGAGACGCGCCCGUUCAUUCCAUUGCUGUUUCUCUCCUCCUCGAUCGAAGCCGACUUCACUUUUUCGAUGAUAUUGGCUACUUCCACAAUCCGUGGAAUCACUGUCCCGCCAAUCGCAAAAAGUACCAUGACACGGGUCGAUGCAAUUGUGAUCCCAAGCAGUCGUUUGAUAAUGAGGGAUACUCUUGUCUGCCCAGGUGGUGGAAAGGCUCUCCGGAGGGCUAUCCAAAGUGA